AUAUUGUUACUGAGUGAGCAAUCCUGAUUUAACGCUGUUAACCCUUUAAACGCUGUGAACGUAUACAUGUGUCCAUCGAAAUCUAACAAUGUGAUUAUAGAUGUAUAUAUGCGUUUGUAAACUUUUUCGAUCUUCUGUGUGGUUGAAACACAAUUAUCGAUAUAUAAGAUAAGUACACGUGUGUCCUUUAGCACCAGAAGGAAAUUGAACAAGGAACAACUAACAAGAAAAAAUGCAUUGCUUGUAUAAAACAUACUUCACAUUUAAACGCAUUUAAAUAAAAUAAUUAAUGCUUCACAAUAAUUUUCUUAUAUUAUUUAAUUUGGCAUAAAAGAAGUAUAAUUAUAACUUAGUUAAGCCAUGUAUAUUCAAUCUACAAAGUUUACAGAUGUAAAAAACAAUUCCAUUCCUAAUAAUUGUAAUUAUUAAAGUAUUUUAGCUUAUAAUGGAGGAGCUGUUAUUGCUAUGAAAGGCAAAAAUUGUGUGGCAAUAGCAGCCGAUCGCAGAUUUGGUAUACAGACACAGACAAUAUCAUGUGAUUAUCAAAAAAUCUUUGAAAUGGGAUCACAUUUGUAUCUCAGUCUUCCUGGACUUGCUACAGACACCCAAACCGUAAUGGAAAGGUUACGAUUCCGAUUGAAUCUUUAUGAACUGAAAGAAAACAGAAAAAUUCAUCCUAAGACAUUUGCAUCAAUGGUUUCAAAUUUAUUAUAUGAAAGGAGAUUUGGACCCUAUUUUGUGGAACCCAUUGUUGCCGGCUUAGAUCCUGUUACUUAUGAACCAUUUAUUUGUAACAUGGAUUUAAUAGGAUGCAUAAGUUUACCAGGAGACUUUGUAGUUGGUGGAACAUGUAGCGAACAGCUUUAUGGAAUGUGCGAAUCGCUGUAUGAACCAGAUUUGGAACCAGAUGAUCUCUUUGAGACAAUUAGUCAGGCUUUAAUAAAUGCAUGCGACAGAGAUGCAAUAUCUGGUUGGGGAGCUAUUGUUCACAUAAUAGAAAAAGAUAAAGUGACAACAAGAACUGUCAAAACGCGAAUGGAUUAAGCUGCACUUAAAAUAUGUGUUUACAUUAUGUCUAAAUUUACAAUUUGGAAGCACUUAUUAAAGGGAUGUAUAAUGUGUUUGAAUAAAUUAAUUUUCAAUAAAUAGAGUGUAAAAUCUCACAAUAA
This is a messenger RNA of Hylaeus anthracinus, 1169 nucleotides long. It is a transcript of the gene Prosbeta3, whose product is annotated as proteasome subunit beta type-3. The record is from RefSeq and is a predicted model, not a curated record. Lineage: Eukaryota; Metazoa; Arthropoda; Insecta; Hymenoptera; Colletidae. The transcript has 3 exons. Bases 466 to 1044 code for a protein of 192 amino acids. Gene Ontology annotation, cellular component: proteasome core complex, beta-subunit complex; proteasome core complex. Gene Ontology annotation, biological process: proteasome-mediated ubiquitin-dependent protein catabolic process.